GUGAAUUUAAUCUUUAUUCCGAAUAUUUACAAAAUAACAUCAAAUAAACAGAGUUAUUUGUUCAUAUUUUGAUGAUAACCAGCGACUAAUUCCUUCGUCAUUAUUCAGUAAUUGUCUUUGGCAAAAGACAGCAUUAGACAUAAAUGAACAUGAAGCGGCAAGUCUGCGCUAACAGAUCUUCUUCUGAUGAACCUGAAGCAAACCAAGUGAAUGAAAGCAAAAGAAUCAAACUUGCCCAUAUCAAGCAAGAUGAAACUGCAGCAGAAAACAUAAAACUUGAGGAAGGUACCGAUGAAUGUGUUUUUGAAGACCAUAUUGAUGAAUCUGCUGAAAACAAUCAACAGCAUAACUAUGAAGGAGACACUGAUGUAGGGGAUCGAGAUUCUCCUCCUCCUCCUGACACUUGGCAGUAUGGUUACGAUGGAAAUGAUUUCAGAAGCUCUCAAGAUAUUCCCAUGAACAAUGCGGUAGAUUAUUCAGAUUGCAAACCCCAAGAGGAUUCAAUGCAAGAUGCCUUGCCUAUUCUUGAAAACUAUUCACUUAUUGUUCACCAAGAGAAUGGAAAUUUUGAUGAAUCUCAUGAAAAUGGUGUACACAUGGCAGAAGGAGAAAAUGGUCAUGAACAAGAUUCAGUUAGUGAGAAGCGACUGACUAGAAGUGCUCGGAAAAAUGCAGCAAAUGAAAAGAGUUCCUUCUCGCCGACUACAAGUUUACAGCCCCCAAAUAUAAUGCAUUCGGAUAGUCUUCCAGAGUUGGUUAAAAUUCAAGAAGGAAAUGACUCGGGGAACCAUGUGGAUCAUGAAAUCGCAAAUGGCAAUGGAUCAUCUCCGGAUAUAUCUGGUCAGAAUAAUUCUUGUCAGUUAGAAGAUACGGAAAAGGAAAGUGAUGUGUGUAAUUCUAGUCCUUCUAAGAAUGCUAAACGGAACUUAGACUCUGAUUUUAACUUAAAUGGUAAGCAGAACUUUGAUGUAGAAAAUUUAACAUUAUCCUACUUGGAAGCUACUGUUUUAGAAGGGCAUGCAGAUGUUGUCUACUCGGUUGCUGCUGAUGAAGAUAUUGUGUUAUCUUCUAGUGGUGAUACUACUGUAAAAGUUUGGAGUGUUGAGGAGAAAAAGGAAAUAUGUAGUUUUGCCGGACAUACGAAUGCAGUUACGUCAAUUAUUCUACUUACUAAGAAGCAGUCAGAAAAUCUAUGUUCCAAGUUAAAUUUACCAAAUUCUAGGAUUGCAGUGAGUGCAUCCUUGGAUUGUCAUGUAAAAUUAUGGUCUGUAGAUUUAGGUCAAGAAGUGCUAUCUUUAUAUACUUUUAAUGGUAUUACUUCAAUUGGUUAUUUAGAAUCCGAACAUUGUGUUGUAGUUGGUACAGAAGGCGGUAAGCUGGAGGUUUGGAAUUUAGAAUCAUCUAAAGCUAUUCAUUCUGUUCGUGCCCAUGAAGAUUCUAUUUCAGAUCUGAAAGUAGAAGAAAAUUAUGUGUAUUCUGCAUCAGUUGAUGGCACAGUUAAAGUUUGGCUGUUUGAAGAAGACGAUUUGCAGCCUCUGUAUACCAGAAGGCGAAAGGAAUUGUGUUCAAAUAAAAUAGAUUUUGCACCGACGCAGUGGAAAGCUGUGACUGCUUUUAACAAUAUUUUAUACUUGGGAGAUAAUUCUAAUAAUUUGAAAGUGUUGGACUGGAGUAUAGGGCAUCUUAGAACAUACAAGAAUUUAAUAGAUGGUAGUGGACUUUGCGAAAGUGUAUUAGCUAAAAACAACAUUUUAUUAAGCUCAUUCUAUGAUUCAACUUCAGACAUAGGAGGAAUAAAUGUUUGGCGUAUACCAGAACUAAGUUAUGUGUGCACAUUAACUGGAAAUGUUCAAGAAAUAUGCAGUUUAGCUCUCACUGCUACUGAAAAAUCUCUUCGCAUUGUUAGUGGAGGACAUCAACUACUUGUGUGGGAUUUUGAUUUUUCAAGGCCCCCAAAGAAAAAUGCGAAAGAGGAAGGAUUCUAUGUUUGUGAGAUUGAAAAGAUUGGCUCUGAAAUCAAUGAGAAGCCAUCAAGUAUGGAUAAAUUAGCUUCACCUUCAAAAAGUACCACUGUCGGUGAAAUUCCAGCUAGCAAAACAUCAUGGUGCAAUGUAAUGUGAAAUCUAUUUUGCUGUUUUAUUCCUUUAGAAUUUUUUUAACCCAUGAUGUCAUGGUAGAGCUAACACUGAAAAGCUUACAUAUUCAUCGAUUUUAAAUGGUUAUUUUUUCGUCAGGGUUGUUUUAAUCGCAUUAUCAUUUUUCACUCAAGGAGAAAAUUAUUUCUUGUACUUGCAAGAUUAUAGCAUUUAAAAAUGAAUUUUAAGAGUACAGUACAAAUCUAUAAUGCUGCAAGAAAAUAGUGUUGCAAAACAAAUAGCUAAAGCUUUUAAUAUUGGAAAUUGUUUUAAAAGAUUUUUUUUCUUUCUAUUUUAGAAAGAGUUUUAGAUUUUAAUGUAAUAUUCAUUUGGACGUUUUAAAGUUCUCAUGUCACACUUUUUUUCUUUUCUUUCUUUUCAAUUUUAUGUGCUUUUUUUUAAUUAUUAUUAUUAUUUUUUUUUUUAAUGUUAAAGACUUUCCCAAUAGCCAUACAAUUAGAUUUUCCUAGUACAACAUUGAAAAUUUUCCUUUGAGAAUGUAAAUAAGUGUUUGUCAAAAUAGAAUUUUCGACAAAUUAUUCUAUUUCAUAAUUCUUUUAUUUUUAUGGAGCAGUACUUUCUAUAGAUAAAAGUAGUGCUUUUUAAAGGAAGAGGAACAAUGUAUGGUGGUAUCAAUAAAUGAAAAGUACACAUAUACUAAGGAGUAUUACAUUAUUUUUUGUGUUUAAAAUUGACUUCAGAUAAUUGCAUAAUAUUUCGAAAUAUAUAGACUUUUUUUUUAAAUCCAUGUCUUUUACUUUUCAAAAGAAAGUUUGCUAUAAAGAUAUGAGCCAUAAUGAAGGGGACAGGUUGAAAUUUGUUGUAUGUUUAAAGAAAUUUUUCUGUGCAUUUAACUCUAUACUGUUGAGAUGCAAUUUACUUCUUCUUUUCUCUGAAUUUAAAAUUCAAAGAGGAGCAAAAUUUUCAAAUUAUUAUUUGCAAGUAAUACUUAUUAUGCCAUUGUUCAAUUUCCUUCGUUAUACUCCACACCUUUGUGAAAUGUUUAUGAUUACAGUCUUAUUAAAUGUUUGCAUUCAUAAAACUUUGCAAAAUUCAGUUUCCUUUUGCUGUAUGUGAUGUUUUUUAAAAAUUGUAUAACAAUAUUUACUUAGGUAGCAAAAUACUUUUUUAAUUCUCUGUAAUUCAAACAUUUAGAAGCAUGAUUCAAAUUAAAACAAACUGUGCACUAAACCAUAUUAUGUUUCAAUAACAAGAGAAUCUAAAUUUCAGUAUUGUUGAGUGCAAUUUUAUGAACAGUAAGCUCAAUUGUCAAAAAAUAGUUUUAGAUAUUGUUUGUGAUUUAAAUUUUUGAUUUAUACUCUGCAAACAUACCGGUAUAUAAAAGUUUUGAAAAGUGAUAUUCAGUAGUACUACAAAGUGAAACCUACAAUGAAAAUGUUUCACACCUUAUCAUUUGUAGAACUUGUUGAAUUUUAUUUAAAAAAAUAUUUUUAAUAAAAAGCAUCAAUUUAGGAAUGUGGAUGCACAAAUAAAUU
Molecule: messenger RNA, 3631 nt
Organism: Uloborus diversus
Lineage: Eukaryota; Metazoa; Arthropoda; Arachnida; Araneae; Uloboridae
Product: myosin heavy chain kinase B-like
Exons: 10
Coding region: 144-2120 (658 amino acids)
Biological process (GO): proteasome-mediated ubiquitin-dependent protein catabolic process; ubiquitin recycling
Cellular component (GO): nucleus; cytoplasm
Molecular function (GO): ubiquitin binding
Source: RefSeq, a predicted model, not a curated record